AUGGGCGAACUAGACGAAUUGGUAACUACUUUACUCGGUACUUUUACCAGUGGUAUAAGACUUCUCAGAGCUCGUCGCAAGAGACAGACAAACAGCAGUAGAAAGAUCGAUCAUGAAAAUUGCGAAGAAACUCUUCUCAUAAAGUCAUUCAAACAAUCCAGAUCAGAUAUCCGAGAGGCAUACACGAGGGAAUCCAUCAAAUCUGGCCCCAAAUUCUCCAAAGGCGAUGCAAAAGCGCGCUCUUCACUAUCUACCAUACUAUCCCGACUAAACACUGCUUUCACCUCCGCGGUCGUAUUAUUUUCCCAGGGCAAAGUCAAGCCCGCCGAUCAAGAACUCUUCAUCAAACUCUCCAACAAAUCCCGCGCGGAAACCAUCACUGCCCUCGAUAGCCUCUCCAAGCGCUUAUCAAAAUCUUCCCCAUCCCUCGUAUCCCGUGAUCCCGCAACCCGAAGUCCAAACCAUCGUCGAAAACGACAUCAAACUCAUACUCCCCCUCCACCCAUCCCCACCAAACCCACCGCUCUGGGUCCAGCCACAAAAAAUGGCUGGAUCCGACCCAAACCCACGAAAAAAGAUAUCCCAAAAUCUAAACCCCAAACUCCAAAAGCAACGCUCACGAAAUCAACACUGAAAGAAAAGUCAGCGCCCUCGCAAUCCUUCACGCUACUAGAAGAGAAACAAGAAGCACUCCCCAAACGCGCAGCGGAAAAUCGAAAAUCCGGCUUCUCUUUCGCGUCAGAUAGUACGAAACUCGGUGAGAUCCCAGACUCCAGAAUCGCAAGACUACUACCUGAUACUGGUACUGGUACUUCAUCGCAUGAUCAAUAUUCUCGAUACUAUCCCACCGUGGUAGCAUUCCCCUUGGCGCCGUAUCAGCCCGCGCCGCGAAAACGACGGUUUGGUGUGCGGAAAUUGUGGAAAUGUAGACCGGGGGAGGAGGGGUUGGUGUAUGGUCAUGGUAGUGGGAGUGGGAGUGGGAGUGGGAGUGCGGGGUGA
Molecule: messenger RNA, 999 nt
Organism: Botrytis sinoallii
Lineage: Eukaryota; Fungi; Ascomycota; Leotiomycetes; Helotiales; Sclerotiniaceae
Exons: 3
Coding region: 1-999 (332 amino acids)
Source: RefSeq, a predicted model, not a curated record